UGUUGAUAUCAAUAUGGCGGUUGUCAACCAGACAAAGACAGUCAGUCUGAUGUGAUUGAGACAAGGGAGGCUUACAGGGGGAGACUGGGAGAUAGGGGCCUCCCCUCCCCCUUCUCCUCUUCCUGUGCCGGCCUCAACCCCUCCCCAGUUCCUCCCGUCGGGCGCCCCACGCGGAAGAUACCCCUCCCCCUCCCGCUUUCCCCUCCUCCCUAUCUCAGCCCUUCGUACUGGGACGUUGGGGAGGGGGCUGUACCGGGCGGAGAGAACUCAGCAAGGAUUCUGAGAAUGAUAAAUAACGUUGAUCAUCUCUUGAAAGGCUUUUGAUUCGCCUCAUGUAAAGUAUGCUCAGUUCCUUUCCAGUAGUUUUGCUGGAAACCAUGUCUCACUAUACAGAUGAACCCAGAUUUACCAUAGAGCAGAUAGAUCUGCUUCAGCGUCUUCGAUGUACUGGAAUGACUAAGCAUGAAAUUCUCCAUGCUUUGGAAACUUUAGAACGUCUCGACCAAGAGCAUAGUGACAAGUUUGGAAGAAGGUCCAGUUAUGGAGGAAGUUCAUAUGGAAAUAGUACCAACAAUGUUCCAGCAUCUUCCUCUACAGCUACAGCUUCCACACAGACCCAGCAUUCGGGAAUGUCUCCUUCACCCAGCAAUAGUUACGAUACCUCCCCACAGCCUUGCACUACCAAUCAGAAUGGGAGGGAAAAUAAUGAGCGAUUGUCCACCUCCAAUGGAAAGAUGUCACCAACUCGUUAUCAUGCAAACAGCAUGGGUCAGAGGUCAUACAGUUUUGAGGCCUCUGAAGAAGACCUUGACGUAGAUGAUAAAGUAGAAGAAUUAAUGAGGAGGGACAGCAGUGUGAUAAAAGAGGAAAUCAAAGCCUUUCUUGCCAAUCGGAGGAUUUCCCAAGCAGUUGUUGCACAGGUAACAGGUAUCAGUCAGAGCCGGAUCUCUCACUGGCUAUUGCAGCAGGGAUCAGAUCUGAGUGAACAGAAGAAGAGGGCAUUUUAUCGAUGGUAUCAACUUGAGAAGACAAAUCCUGGAGCUACACUAAGUAUGAGGCCUGCUCCCAUUCCAAUAGAGGACCCAGAAUGGAGACAAACACCUCCACCAGUCUCUGCCACAUCUGGCACCUUCCGGCUUAGGCGGGGUAGUCGGUUUACCUGGAGAAAGGAAUGCUUGGCUGUCAUGGAAAGUUACUUCAAUGAGAAUCAAUACCCAGAUGAAGCAAAAAGAGAAGAAAUUGCAAAUGCUUGCAAUGCAGUUAUACAGAAGCCAGGCAAAAAGCUGUCUGAUCUGGAACGAGUUACCUCCCUGAAAGUAUAUAACUGGUUUGCCAACAGGCGGAAGGAGAUCAAGAGGAGAGCCAAUAUCGAAGCAGCAAUCCUGGAGAGUCAUGGGAUAGAUGUACAGAGUCCAGGAGGUCAUUCCAACAGUGAUGACGUCGACGGAAAUGACUACUCAGAGCAGGAUGACAGCACUAGCCAUAGUGACCACCAAGACCCCAUCUCAUUAGCUGUGGAAAUGGCGGCAGUCAACCACACGAUCUUGGCCUUGGCCCGACAAGGGGCCAGCGAAAUCAAGACAGAGGCCCUGGAUGACGACUGAUCAGGGAGGGAUAAACACAAGACGUUAACUUAGUUUUAGAUGUAGCACCUUAGCAGACUUUCCUCGGUCCUUAACAUGUGUUCUUACAGUAUAACUUUGCAGUUUCUUGUAUGUCAGUUAGCCGUUAGAGUCUUGUUCUGUGAAGAUGGCAUGGUGCCCUCAGCCUUUGCAUAUACUCUCUCAGUAUUAAUUCCCAGUAAAUAAUAACCAACCAAACAAACAAACUUCUCGCUCCCAGCCCCUGAGGCUAGAAAAUCUUGCUGCUCUGUCUUAGCAUUCCAAGAAAGUGCUUCCAGGUAUUUAGAUAGCCCUCAGUUCUCCAAUAUUAGGCUACGUGUGAAAUCUUGGGUACCUUUAGAGUCAUGUAACACUAAUCUAUAACCCCUCCUCCUUCCCCAAGACUGACUGGUAGGAUGCAAGCUGAGGUUGUGUGGCACAGGAUUGACAGACACCAUUUGGGGAGUAUUCACAGAGUAAAAGGAACACUAGCAUCCCCACCUCAGCAUGAGGAGAAUUGAUUUCCAGCUGCAAUAAGCCGUGCCUCAUUAUAGUCAUACUGUGGCUAGAUUAUACUUCUUUGGGUGCUGUGCUAAGAAUGUCAAUGGGAAAACUUGAUCUCAGAUUUUGGUUGAUGUUAACAUGCCUGACACAGACAUCCUUUCCGCUCACAAGCUGUGUGACUUAGUUGAUAAAAUACUGCCUUCUGCCUUUGGGACCAUGAUUUAAAGAAAAAAAAAAGAAAGGAAAUGUCAU
Messenger RNA from Elephantulus edwardii (Cape elephant shrew), 2357 nucleotides. It is a transcript of the gene HMBOX1, whose product is annotated as homeobox containing 1. The record is from RefSeq and is a predicted model, not a curated record. Gene Ontology annotation, biological process: positive regulation of DNA-templated transcription. The transcript has 10 exons. Gene Ontology annotation, molecular function: double-stranded telomeric DNA binding. The coding region runs from base 342 to 1604 and encodes 420 amino acids. Lineage: Eukaryota; Metazoa; Chordata; Mammalia; Macroscelidea; Macroscelididae. Gene Ontology annotation, cellular component: nucleus.